Chrysochloris asiatica (Cape golden mole) is the source of this 844-nucleotide messenger RNA. RefSeq names its product lysosomal-associated transmembrane protein 4B-like. The transcript has 7 exons. NCBI's taxonomy places the organism in Eukaryota, Metazoa, Chordata, Mammalia, Afrosoricida, Chrysochloridae. The record is from RefSeq and is a predicted model, not a curated record. The coding region runs from base 164 to 844 and encodes 226 amino acids. Gene Ontology annotation, cellular component: lysosomal membrane.
UCUCGAGGGAAGCGCGAAGCCAGGGCCUGCGGGUGGGCGAUUCCGGGAAAAGCCGGAGCGGCGAAGGAGCCGGCAGCGGGCGAACCAGGAGGCCAAAGCUACGCCAACGACGUUCCUGCAAACUUGGGCGCGCACUCGCGCAACUGCGCCCGUGGCCCGAGCGAUGAAGAUGGUAGCGCCCUGGAUGCGGUUCUACUCCAACAGCUGCUGCCUGUGCUGCCAUGUCCGCACUGGCACCAUUCUGCUCGGCGUCUGGUACCUGAUCAUCAAUGCUGUGGUACUGUUGAUGCUCUUGAGCGCCCUGGCUGAUCCAGAUCAGUAUCACUUUUCCAGUUCUGAACUAGGAGGGGACUUGGAGUUCAUGGACGAUGCCAACGUGUGCAUCGCUAUGGCAAUUUCUCUCCUCAUGAUCCUGAUCUGUGCAAUGGCUACUUAUGGCGCCUACAAGCAACACGCUGCCUGGAUCAUCCCAUUCUUCUGUUACCAGAUAUUCGAUUUUGCCCUGAGCACCUUGGUUGCUGUUACUGUGCUUGUUUAUCCAAACUCCAUUCAGGAGUAUAUACGACAACUGCCUGCAAACUUUCCUUACAGAGAUGAUAUCAUGUCAGUGAAUCCUACCUGUCUGGUCCUCAUUAUUCUUCUGUUUAUCAGCAUUAUCUUGACCUUUAAAGGUUACCUGAUUAGCUGUGUGUGGAACUGCUACCGAUACAUCAAUGGAAGAAACUCCUCUGAUGUCCUGGUUUAUGUUACCAGCAAUGACACUACGGUGCUGUUACCCCCGUAUGAUGAUGCCACUGUGAAUGGUGCUGCCAAGGAGCCGCCGCCACCCUACGUGUCCGCCUAG